UAAUUGAUUUUAAAUAGUCAGCGAAAACAGUAAAGCAACAAACAGUGGAAUUAAGGCUGAGCUUCCAGACUUUAGCCUGGAUGGAGUCCUCCAUUAGGGGUCAGCACGGUCCCGCUGGCCGAGUUCAACAACUCGAAGGGCGGAGACUCCCAGCUGCGACGAUGAGCAAAAAGUGAGGACGAUCAAGUUUGGAAAUGUUGAGAAUCUUCUCGUCUUCGACGCCUUGUAUUACCAACGUGUAGACCGCCGAAGACCGCUGAGGCCCACGUCGAGUCCACGCAGCGGUUCGCCUGCUGCCGGCAUGGCCACAGCACAAAGACCGACGAGCGGAUCAAACAAUGGCAACCUGCCGCUGACGUGCACGACUCGUCGCGAUGAGGUGGUGUCACCCGUGGAGCAACCGAACCCGAACCAAUCGUGAGAGUUUUGAUGGUUGAGUGAGAGGAACUCUUCGAGUCCGAAUAGAGAGCUACACGUCUGUGCUUGCGUGAGGAGGAGGAUUGCACUGUCAACAGCCGAGCGUCGCCAUGUGCAGCCGGGCUACGCGCUGGUGGAGUGCCGCUGCGUGCUUCUGGAUGCUAACACUCCUACACACCUCCACAGGUGCAAAUGUGUGUAUGAUUGGCAGCGCUACUUCCUGUGAAGAAUGUCUCCUCAUCCACCCCAGUUGUGCCUGGUGUACACAAGAGGACUUUGGGAGGGGGCACACCCUGACUUCCCGCUGCGACUUAUUCCACAAUUUGCACAAGCGAGGCUGCGAGAGCCGCUUCAUGGAAUACCCGACUAACAGCAUGACGGUCCAGCAGAACAUGCCUCUGAGCUCUAAAGGGUCCGGCUACACGCAGUAUGACGUGGUCCAGAUGAGUCCUCAGAGGAUCUCCAUCAGCUUGCGACCAGGACAGCAGACGUGGUUUGACCUGCAGGUGCGCCAGGUGGAGGAUUACCCGGUCGACCUCUACUACCUGAUGGACCUAUCCCUUUCCAUGAAGGACGACCUGGACACCAUCCGUAAUCUGGGCACCAAGCUGGCCAAGGAGAUGGGCCAGCUCACCAGCAACUUCAGGAUGGGCUUUGGCUCCUUCGUGGACAAGAACCUGUCACCCUUCUCCUACACGGCACCCAAGUAUCAGGAGAACCCGUGCAAUGGGUACAAGCGGUUCCCCACCUGUGUGCCCACCUUCGGCUUCCGCCACAUCCUGUCACUGACGGACCAGGUGGAUCGCUUCAAUGAGGAGGUGCAGAAGCAGAUGGUCUCUCGCAAUCGGGACGCCCCCGAAGGGGGGUUCGACGCCAUCCUGCAGGCAGCGGUUUGUAAGGAUGAGAUCGGCUGGAGGAAGGAGGCCUACCAUCUACUGGUGUUCGCCACCGACGACGUGCCCCACCUGGCUCUGGAUGGGCGGCUGGCCGGCGUGGUGCAACCGCACGACGGCCGCUGUCACCUGGAUGACCAGAACCAGUACAGCGCCUCCACUCACAUGGAUUAUCCCUCUCUGGCGCUGCUGGGUGAGAAACUGGCGGAAAACAACAUUUUCCUCAUCUUUGCCGUCACAAAGCGCUUGUACAUCAUUUAUAAGAACUUCACGGCACUCAUACCUGGUACCACUGUGGAGAUCCUGGACCAGGACUCCAAGAACGUCAUCCAGCUCAUCAUCACCGCCUACCACAACAUCCGUUCCAAAGUGGAGCUGACGGUGUGGGACCAACCUGAAGACCUCAGCCUGUCCUUCAGCGCCACCUGCCAGGAUGGACAGGCACUGCCCGGCCUCAGGAAGUGUGCUGACUUAAAAAUAGGCGACACGGUGUCAUUUAACGUGAGCGUGGAGGCAAGGGGCUGUCCUCCUGGCGGCACCGACCACACUUUCACCAUCAAGCCGGUGGGCUUCAAAGACCACCUGCGGGUUGCCGUCGACUACCAGUGCGACUGCGGCUGCACCCGGGCGGCCCAAACUAACAGCAGCAUCUGCAGCUCCAUUGGUACGUACAAGUGCGGGAGCUGCCAGUGCGAGCCGGGCCACCUGGGCGCCCGCUGCGAGUGCCAGGAGGGCGAGGUCAGCAGCGGGUACCUGGCCGCCUGCCGCGAGGCCGAGGGCAAGCAGGUGUGCAGCGGGCGCGGCGAGUGCAGCUGCAACCAGUGCCUGUGCUACGAGUCAGAGUUCGGCAAGAUCUACGGCAGCUUCUGCCAGUGCGACGACUUCUCGUGUGCCCGGCACAAAGGUGUCCUCUGCUCAGGCCAUGGUGAGUGUCACUGCGGCGAGUGCAAGUGCCACGCCGGCUACGUGGGCGACAACUGCAACUGCUCCACGGACACGGCGCCGUGCGUGGCCGACGACGGGCAGAUGUGCAGCGGGCGGGGUCACUGCGUGUGCGGACGCUGCCAGUGCACGCAGCCCGGCGCCUUCGGGGACACGUGCCAAAAGUGUCCCACCUGCCCUGACGCCUGUGAUGCCAAAAGGGAAUGCAUUGAGUGUCGUCUUUUCAAGUCAGAAGCACUGUCUUCCAAUCGGACUUGCCAGCGUCUUUGCAAGGAUGAAAUCGUCACCGUGGAGACUCUCAAAACGGACGAGGCGGGCGCUGUGCUGUGCCUCUACAAGACGGACGACGACUGUGUGAUGAAGUUCACGUACUCUGAGCACGCCAGCGGCCUGUCUGUUCUCACCGCGCUCACCGAACCAGAGUGUGGCGGCGGUCCCGACGCUCUGAUGGUUCUGCUGGCGGUGGUGGGCAGCAUCCUGCUGGUGGGCGUGGUCCUGCUGGCCGUCUGGAAGGCGGUCAUCACUGUGCACGACCGGCGGGAGUUUGCGCGCUUCCAGAGCGCUCGCUCGCGCGCGCGAUACGAAAUGGCCUCCAACCCGCUGUACAAGCAGCCCGUCUCAUCCAGCUUUCUGGAGACGGACUUUGACGCGUAUGGCGUACGGCCCUACAACGGCGGCGGAAUGUGCAACACAAGCGUACGCUGAAGGACUGCUGAAAGUUAGCCGCGAGCUAAGCUAGCACACGUGUAUAUUUUCCUAUUUUUACACACAAAAAACAUUCUUCACAGAUUAGAUAUUUGCAAUAUUUCUACACUUCUUCUCAUGCUUUUUCCUGGAAAUGACUUUCUUCAGCUUUCUGAUUGACAACAAUGACCUUCAUCAGGGCUGUCCGCACCUUUUCUUGCAGAGGAUUGGAGAGUUUUUGUACGUGAAAAGAUGCCCACAUUAAUCUCAGCUCUAAUCCUUAGCAGGGGCGUCACAUGAUCCCACCACAUUAAAACCUGACCAGAUUUCUCCUUCAGGAUAAAAGGCCUGGGACGAUGGCCAAUGAAUAAUCAAUCACACAAUGAAUGAAAAUGACGAGCAUGAUGGAUAUAUUGCCAAGUGCGUGUGUGUCAGGCAGGAAGAGAGUCAGCCCUUUAUGGGUCACUCAUACGCUCUUUGUCCGAUGGGUGGAGGCGGGGCCGCAGACUGGACUAGACUAGACUAUUGCAGUGUAGACUGCAAUAUAUCGUCAUAUUUUUCAUUGUACUUUUCUUAAAAGACCCAAUCUCAUGUAUCGGCUCGUCCUGUGACACCACCAGUGAUACAGUAAAUCAUUUUAUUUUGACAAGAAGGGAAGGGGACGCCACAGAGAGGUUUUCAUGAGAUUUUGGCCGGGAUGAGUGCGUGUGCAGGGAGAUGUUUGUGCGCCCACUUUCCACCAAGCAUGACAGCUAAGUCUUCCUCCACUCGCUGACUUCUUAUUACACUUUUUCAUGGAUUGAACCUGGUUGCUUGUGACUUGGGAACAUCACUCAGACACCCAGUACGUCAUUUCAUGCAUUUCAUGCAGGUGCUUCUUUCACUUACAGCAUGCGUGUUUGUUACCACACUAAGUUGAAGUGAAAGAUAACACAAGGUGCCGGUCAAGGACACCCAAAGCCCAGCCAGCAUGUUUGUGUGAUGCUACACAGCAACAACACAAUAAAAGAGGUUGUUUGAGUUGAAA
This is a messenger RNA of Dunckerocampus dactyliophorus (ringed pipefish), 3963 nucleotides long. RefSeq names its product integrin, beta 5 (gene itgb5). The transcript is spliced from 16 exons. The record is from RefSeq and is a predicted model, not a curated record. Gene Ontology annotation, molecular function: integrin binding. Gene Ontology annotation, biological process: cell adhesion mediated by integrin; cell-matrix adhesion; cell migration. Lineage: Eukaryota; Metazoa; Chordata; Actinopteri; Syngnathiformes; Syngnathidae. Bases 528 to 2957 code for a protein of 809 amino acids. Gene Ontology annotation, cellular component: integrin complex; cell surface; focal adhesion.